AUGGAUUCUACACCGUUCCAGUUCAACCCCCUCCUUUAUCCGACAAUGACGAGCGACAAAGAGCAAUCACAGAGAAAUUCAGUUGCGACACUUGCACAAGAAGAUCCAAUGUACCUGCCGCCAACGCCUUCCAAAGGCAAAAGUCGUGCAUUCUACAUGAGCUUUCUCGCGAUCUGCGUGACGACUUUUCUCUCUGCACUUGACUUGACGGCGGUUGGGACGGCGCUACCGACAAUUGCGGAUGCAUUGAACGACACCAAGGGUGAUUUUACAUGGGUUGGGUCGGCAUAUGCGCUGUUGAGUACAGCGUUCAUCCCUCUCAGUGGAAGCUUAGCAGAUGCUUUCGGACGAAGACCAAUUCUUCUGAUCAGCAUUGCCUUUUUCGCUGUUGGAAGCGCAUUAGCAGGGGCCUCUCAGAAUAUGGCAACGCGGGCCGUCCAGGGCAUUGGCGGUGGUGGAAUUCUCGCGCUCUCCGAAAUUCUUGUCGCAGACCUCGUUCCACUUGCCGAACGAGGAAUAUACCAAGGUUUAGUGGGCCUUGUCUGGUCAUUCGCUUCGAGUAUUGGCCCCCUGAUCGUGCUCUGGCCAACGCAAGCAACAGCGCAUGACGGCUGGCUUUUCUAUCUGAAUCUACCCCUUGCUGGCUUGGCUUUCUUACUUGUUACAUGCUAUCUCUCCGUCAAACGACCGGAAGGCACUAUUCGCAGCAAACUGGCGCAGGUUGAUUGGAUUGGGAACGCACUCGUCAUAGUUGGCUCUGCACUCGCCAUAAUUGGAUUAACCUGGGGUGGUAUUCGCUAUCCUUGGGAAUCCGCUCAAGUCUUGGCGCCGCUAAUCAUUGGUCUUUGCUUGUUGGUCGUUUUUGGCGUCUACGAAGCCAAGUUCCCUGGCCACCCCACCAUCCCCCUCGACGUGAUUGGGAACCGAACAUCGCUCUCCGGUCUUUUGGCAACUGCGGUCCAUGCUAUCACCAGCAUCGCAGUCAUCUACUACCUGCCACUGUGGAUUUCCUCCCCGCUGCACUCAUCACCGCCCCAAUGGCCUUCGUCCGCUAGUGCGGCCAUCACGAUAUCAAAGAAGUACCGGCCUACCAACUACCUCUCAUGGGCCAUCAUCAUCGUUGGCCUCGGCGUGCUUUCUACGCUGCGAGAAAACUCGUCGACGGGAAAAUGGGUUGGCUAUCAGAUCAUCCUAGGUGUUGGGAUGGGGAUGCUGUUCUCUGCGCCAGUUUUCCCCAUUCUCGCCCCGCUGCCAAACAACCGCUCCGGCGUCGGCGCUGGCCCUCUUCACUUUCACGCGUGCCUUCUUCCAGGCAUGGGGCAUCACCAUCGCAAGUACAGUCUUGCAGGUAUGUCGCGAGUUCUCUCUCCUUCCCAUUUUUCUGACCAACCCAGAACCAACUCGUACGAAAAACUUCCAGCCGAGUUUGUUUCACGCUUCCCGCCCGGGUUCGAGAUCGCCUACAUCGCGAUACCUGUGAUCCGCCAGCUCCAAGAGCCAUUGAAGCAGGAGGUCCAGGCGGCGUUUGCGUUGAGCAUGGCGACCAUUUGGCAGGAAAUCGCGAUGGACACAACUGUUGACGACACCUACGCGCUGAAGGAGGACAGGACGAAGAUUGACGAUGCCGAGAAGUAA
This is a messenger RNA of Mycena indigotica, 1635 nucleotides long. Its product is annotated as MFS domain-containing protein. The coding region runs from base 1 to 1635 and encodes 544 amino acids. Gene Ontology annotation, molecular function: transmembrane transporter activity. The record is from RefSeq and is a predicted model, not a curated record. The transcript has 9 exons. Gene Ontology annotation, biological process: transmembrane transport. Lineage: Eukaryota; Fungi; Basidiomycota; Agaricomycetes; Agaricales; Mycenaceae.